Talaromyces proteolyticus is the source of this 2523-nucleotide messenger RNA. Its product is annotated as putative ABC transporter. NCBI's taxonomy places the organism in Eukaryota, Fungi, Ascomycota, Eurotiomycetes, Eurotiales, Trichocomaceae. Gene Ontology annotation, cellular component: membrane. The transcript has a single exon. Gene Ontology annotation, biological process: transmembrane transport. The record is from RefSeq and is a predicted model, not a curated record. Bases 1 to 2523 code for a protein of 840 amino acids. Gene Ontology annotation, molecular function: ATP hydrolysis activity; ATP binding; ABC-type transporter activity.
AUGCCGGCUGCGGAUCCGAGGGACUGGCUGUGCUAUACCGCUAGAGCCCUUCAGUCCCUUCUUCCCCUAUCAACCGGUUUGUUCUAUCUUAUUGCGUCUGCCAUUGAUUAUGUUCUUUCGAAGAGUCACGAAGACAAGCCUCUACCGUUGCCUUUACACAAUGGCAUUAUCGGCUUGAUAUUGAUCGUCCUGGCUACCUACGGCAGUGAAGCAUCCUUGCUGUUAUAUGAAUUCCUUGGCAAAAACCAGCAGCCUUCUGAGGAUCGCCUUGUCUUUGCACUUGGAUCACUGCUCGUAUGGACCACAAUACUUCUUGGGCUUACAAGUGGAACACGCCCACGGUCACUUGGGUUUCCACGCUGGGGCUGUUGGAUGAUCUACACUGCUGCGGAGAGUGCCUUUCUUUUCUACCACCUGACAACUCAUGAUCGGCUUCACAGAUGUUAUCUUAUCUUUCGAACAACUCGAGUGGUGAUAUUUUUCACUCUCUGCGGUUUAUCCACCUUCCAAAGCCCUUUGAUCAGUGCGAGAUUCAAUGACGGAACUCCCAGGAAUGAUGACAAUUGCCCUUUGCUGCAUCACCUUCCGCCAGGGUGUAAUAGCGGAUACUCAACUAUUUCUGACAAUGUUAGUGACGAAUCAAGUGAUACAAAACCAUUUGAGGUGAAAAACAACUUGUCAAAAACAUUUGAAACUUUGAAGUGCAUUGCGCCAUUCUUAUGGCCCAAGGGAAAUUUUGGACUUCAACUUCUCUAUCUCGGAGUCGGUCUUUGCUUGCUUGCUGAUCGCUUUAUUAAUAUUCUUCUCCCAAUACAGCUCGGUGCAAUCACAGACGUUUUGACAAGCGAGCACGUCUUACCCUGGAGAAAUAUCAUCUUCUAUACUUUAUUACGGCUUCUCGAUUCAGGUGGUGGCUUGUGGGCUCUACGGGCAUAUCUAUGGAUACCGUUGGAAAACGACUCCUACAAAAAGAUAGCAACAGCAGCUUUCAAUCAAAUCAUGGAUCUUUCCAGUGACUUUCAUGAUGAUAAAAGUUCAGGGAAGGUAUGGCAUGCGGUGACCCGAGGUACAACAAUUCGCCACAUGAUAAGAUCACUUCUAUUUCAAAUCAUACCGAUGAUCACAGACCUUCUUCUGGCAGUUAUAGUUCUUCACGUUAUGUUCGGCCCGUAUAUGGGCUUAAUAACUGCAACCGUUAUCAUGGUUUUUCUGUGGUCUUCGGGGAGAAUUCUCGCUUUACAAAAACUGAGACGCAAGAACUGGAUUUCAAUUAUGGAAAAAGAACAGAAUAUUUUGUGUGAAUCGACGACCAAUUGGAAGACGGUUUCCUACUUUAAUAGAAUCCCUUAUGAGAAAGAUCGCUUUUCGUCAGUAGUCGAUGAACGAGUGAAAUCCGACACCUCAUUCAGACUGUGGACUCACGCAGAGACUGCAGUGCAGUCUCUAGUCCUCAUUCUUGGCUUAAUGGGUGCUUGCUUUCUUGUUGCUUACCAGGUUUCAGCUGGUAGGAAAGAGGUUGGGAGCUUUGUUAUGCUAAUUGGAUACUGGGCUCGACUCUCCAGUCCACUUCAAUUUUUCGCAAGCGGUUUCACUUCCAUCACAAUCGAUCUGGUUGAUGCUGAGGAGUUCAUCGCACUUUUGAAAAAGGACCCUUCUAUUAAGGAGAAGUGCAACGCAAAGAUAUUAUAUGCCCCGCGCGGCGCUCUUCGGUUCCAGAAUGUCAAAUUCUCGUAUGAUGGCCAACGGCAGAUUUUGAAAGGCAUUUCAUUUGAGGCUCAUCCAGGACAGACGAUAGCACUCGUAGGGGAAACUGGAAGCGGAAAAUCCACGAUCUUGAAGCUUCUGUUCCGUUUCUAUAAGGCAAAUUAUGGCUCUAUUGAGAUUGAUGGCCAUGAUAUCAGUGAUGUUACUCUCCAGAGUCUCCGGUCUAAUAUAGGCGUCGUUCCUCAAGAUCCUGCUCUCUUCAACGACACGAUUUUGAACAACAUAAGAUACGCAAAUCUGAUCGCCACAGACGAGGAGAUCUAUAAGGCAUGUGCUGCAGUGAGACUUCACCAUAAAUUCCUCAGUCUCCCGCACGGUUACCAAACAAACGUGGGUGAGCGAGGUGUGAAACUAUCCGAAGGAGAGUUACAGCGUGUAGCUAUAGCCCGAGUACUUAUCCAGAACCCACGGAUCAUUCUUCUGGAUGAAGCAACAAGCUCUGUUGAUAGUGAAACCGAAUCAUAUAUUCAGCAAAGCCUGAGUAGUCUGGCCGCUGGGAGGACUAUAAUAGUUGUCGCGCAUCGCCUGUCAACCAUCGUCGAUGCUGACCACAUUCUGGCUCUAAAAGACGGCAAUAUAGUUGAACGAGGUAACCAUCUGGAACUCAUCAACCGAAAUGGUUACUACUGCCGACUAUGGAAGAAACAGUCAGACGGAGGAGAGUUAAGCCUUUCUAGAGAGGGGAAUGCGAUCAAGACUGCGGACAAGUUCCUAUUCAAACCAGAGGCCCCUGAGUUUAUACCUAGGUGGAGUGAUUGA